GCACCAUGAACUAAUGAAGUGUUGUGCAGUGUUCCGCACUAAUCCUUCAGUCAUAUCACUUGAGGUGUCAGUGUAGGCGUUGUUUUGAGCGCCAAUUCCUUUUUGAAGCAGCGCAUGUCAAACCAUCACUUUCCAUACUUUUACUCAUUUUUUCUUCACUUUUAUAGCUUCCACCAACUGGAUCUAAUCCAGACCUUGUACGAAGUAGUCCAGCUCCAACAUCAACAGCUUUAAAACCUGAAACUGCCUCUGCAAAAAUUGAAAGUCCUUCUAGUAAGCCUUCUGCGGAUAAACCUGUUGCAGCAGAUGUUAUGAAGUCCAGUGACAUAAUGAGUCAAUCUUACACACAAAUUUCAAAAUCGGAUAGUCCGACUCGUAAGAUGAUAAGUGGGAGUAAACUCCCCACUUCUACUACCACUACUACAUCAACACCGCCUAUCCCUACUGGUAUUAAAAUGCCAAUAAAUCCUCCAGAGAUCUCGCAAGCGACAGCAGCACUUAGUGAUGUAAAAGCGGCUGCGCAGAAGGUGGAUUCUGAAAAUGCACCAAGUGAACUUAGAGAUACGUCUCAAAAAAUACCAAAAACAUCUGUAUCAGCUGUUCCAAGUGGUACUGGUAAGUACAUCCCAGACACAGAGUUGGAACUGGCAAAUCUACGUGCUGAAGUAAUCGAAUUUCGUGAACAAAUUGAUGCUUUAAAAGCUAAACGGGAAGAAGAUAGAAAUAGAAUACAAGAAUUAGAACGUGUUAAAAUUCAGCUGUCACAAGUUGAAGAGAAUCGACGUCGAAUCCGACAACAAACAGCUGAAUUACAACGUGAAAGUGCUCAAUUAAAAACACAAGUAAUAGAUGGAGAAAAGUCUGGUGUGUUUUGUAGACAGACAAACACUAGUAAUAUAAAUGAUUCUGUAUUCCUUAGUCCAUCGAAUAACAACAGUAUGAACAAUAUUCGCCGUGGUAUCGAUGAUGCUAACAAUAAAACAACUGGAACAAUGAAUAGAACUCCGAAUAGAGAUAUGGGUGGAUUGAAGCCGCCAUCAUUAAAUGCUGGAAUGGAUUCUGGCAAUAAUAUGCUUACAGACAAACCAGUAGGUAGUAGCAUUGGCAGACAUAAUUCAAUGCGAUCGUUGGCUGCAUCUAAUCGACCAACAAGUCUGUCAAGAACAGCAAGUGUAAGUUGACCAACUCUCAUUUCAUGUCCUUUUCGCUUUCCACUCCCCACAAUCUGCUUAGUUAUUAUUUUUAUUUCCCUCCAAAGUUUAAGGAUUUCGUUUACUAUAAAUGCACACAGUGAUUUUAAUGAGGGAAGGUCAAAAAGGCCAUAGCUUUCGUCAGUGUCCGCGACUAUGAAUCUGUAACCGGAUAAGACUUGGUAAGGGACCUUUUUGUUAGUGAGACUCACCGUAUUUAUACGUUUUUAGCUAUAUUUAUGGUCGACUAGAUCAACGGAUAAUAAACUAUUCUGAUUGGUUGUUAGUUUUCUGAAGGUCAAACUUUUGGGACGUGAAGUUGUCUACUGACAGUAGGUUGUUCUGAUUAGUUGUUGAUUUUUUGGGGGUUAAAUCUUGAGGUUGUUUUCUGACCACAACGUAGGCGAGUUGCAGAUUUGAGAAAUAAACACUUCUAUUUCU
Molecule: messenger RNA, 1631 nt
Organism: Trichobilharzia szidati
Lineage: Eukaryota; Metazoa; Platyhelminthes; Trematoda; Strigeidida; Schistosomatidae
Source: the annotation of a GenBank genome assembly